Mytilus trossulus (common blue mussel) is the source of this 1910-nucleotide messenger RNA. RefSeq lists its product as uncharacterized. The transcript has 5 exons. Gene Ontology annotation, cellular component: Set1C/COMPASS complex. Lineage: Eukaryota; Metazoa; Mollusca; Bivalvia; Mytilida; Mytilidae. Bases 158 to 658 code for a protein of 166 amino acids. The record is from RefSeq and is a predicted model, not a curated record.
CGUGACGCCCAGACGGUUUCUAAGGAAGUCGAGUUUGUUCGAGGCUAUACGUAAACAUCCGGUUAGAUACCAAAAAAGUGAACGUUUUGUUGUUAGAAAUUCAUUUUAAUUUUGUGUUUAUUAACGUACAGACGAAAGUCAAAAGGUAUAAUACAAAAUGGACUCUACAUAUCUGAAGAAACACUUAGGGAACAGUUUAACAGCCUGUUUAGCUGAAGUAGCAGAGAAAAGACCAAGGGAUCCAGUUGAAUACAUAGCACAAUGGUUAUAUAAAUAUAUGGAAAAUCAGAAUCAUGCUGCAGAGAAAGUGAGAGAAAUUGAACAAUUAGAAGAAGAAAAGAAGAACUUUGUCAAAGAUGAGGAACUGAAAGAAAAAAGGAAGUUGGAAGCAGAACAGAUUGCCAAAGAGGAUGAAGAAAGAAGACAGGCUGAUGCAGAGAGAGCAUUGAAAGAGAGUUCAUCAACAAAACUUCCACCUGUUAUUGAGGCAAAUGAACCAGCUGAAGACAUGUCAAAGGUGACUGAAGAAACAUCAGAACAGAAAACAGAUGAAACAGAGAAAAAAGAAGAGGAGGAAGAGAAAAAGGAAGAAGAACCAGAAAGUAAAGAAGAAGACAAGGAAGAAACAGAAGAGAAAGAAGGAGACCAGGAAGAUUAAUACCAGGAUAAUACUCAUUUUAACUGUGUAUCAACAUUCAAAACAUAGGGAGAUUGUCAAAUACCUUUUUUGUCUUCCUACUACAAGAUAAGCAAAAAGUGGAUGUAUUUUUACACAAAUUUCAAAAAAGAAAUCUAUAAUGUUAAAUAAUUGAUUGCAUUUUUUUGCAGAAGUUUUUGAUUGUUUAAAGCACACAAUAGGAAAGGAACCUAAUUGUUAGUUGGCCUUACUUAUUAUGUUUGUCAUCACAAUAUUAUGUAGAGUAAACUUUAUCAAACAUGGAUUUUUGCCUUACACUGCACAAUAGCUCUUAUUGAAAAUGUAGUCACUAUUUUACAUGAGAUUAAUUGCUAUGAAUGAAGUUAGGUUUGACAUGUUGCCAAUUGUUUAAUUUUUGCAACAAUUUUGAUUUUUUUAAAUCUAACUAAAGAUUAUUUGACCAUUUGUCUUAUUUUAAACAUUUACUAUUUAUAGGUGUAUUUUAUCAACCAGAUUAAGUUUUCAGUAUUAUAGAUAUUGUUUAAUCAGCAUAUUUCAGAACUAUAUGUUUUGUUCUAAGUCAAAAUGGUGCUGAUUAUUAAUUGAAGCAUUACUAACAAUAACAAACCAAUACGUGCCAUUAUGUAUAGAUACACAGUCCCUGUCUUAAGUGGCCCCAUGGAUACAAUGGUCUAUCAUUUUAAACAGUGUUCUCCCCAGGGCCUUUUAGCAUGAUGGUUAUGGAUGCUAUAUUUUUAAAUGUGAUGCUAUCUGAAUUGGGUUUCUUAUAGAUUAUGUUACAGAUGUGAUGCUAUAAUUUGAAGAAGCACGAUGGUAUUUCAAAUUUCCUUGUAUACCAUGAUGCUAAAUGCAAUCUCUGAGGAGAACACUGAUUUAUACAAUGUCCAGUUUGUAUCAGCUUUAAGUAUUUCAUGGAAAUCUUUGCAGAUAACAAAGACCCUGCUAAUACAGUACUAUAAUGGUUAUUUUAUUGGAAUUUUAAAUGUUUUGUAACCUACAUGGAUUAUUAAGUUUCUAAACAAUAGCUGUUGCAGUGAAGGUCAUAUUAGGAGAGGGACAUCUAGUGAUAGUAUAAUUACACCACAUCUUGCCUUUAUUUUUUAUGUAUUAUUUUCUCUGGUCAUUAUUUAAUCAAACAGUGCUCGUACAAUCCUAAAACAGCAUUCCUUAUUUUUGAUGUGAUAAAAAUAUUUAUGAUUUGUUUAUAUGAUUUAUUUAUUGUGAAAUUUACAGAAUAAAUAUUAUGAUUUUC